Schistosoma rodhaini is the source of this 9073-nucleotide messenger RNA. Lineage: Eukaryota; Metazoa; Platyhelminthes; Trematoda; Strigeidida; Schistosomatidae. The record is from the annotation of a GenBank genome assembly.
UCAAUUUGUAGCGCACUUUACUUGUGCUAAUCAAUAUUAUGGGAAGAAAACUACAUUUGGUAGACAAGAGAUCGGAAUACUUAAUAUUACUAACCAAUAAAAGUAAAGUUAAUUUAAUCUAGAAAGAACACAAACUGCUAGAAAAGGGUGGCGAUGUUGUUAACAAAUUGUGUACCACUGAUGGGUUUAUAUAUACCAGUAUACUUAAAGAAUAAAUUCUGUGGUACAACUGUGCAAACUUGUCAAAUAUAUUUUCUUUGAUUAAAACAACCGAAUCAUUUAGAGUAACAAUUGUUAUACAUUCACAAAUCGUCCGAAGCAAUUUUAAACAUAAGAGGUGGAAAAAAAGUUGCCACAACAGUUGCUGUAAUAAUCUUGAAUAGUCAGUUCCAACCAAGUCAAAAGCAACUGUUUAACAUUAUACAUAACACGUGUGUACAUACACUUAUCUACGAAAGUCAACUGUUCCAAAUAACAAUAAGAAUAUUAAUUGAAUAACUUCUUCUUCAACUUCGUGAAUAACCAAAAACUUGUACUUGUCAAACUGUGUCCAUCAGAUCUUAAAGAUUCAUUUAUACAAGGUCAUACAUUUAUAUUUUCUUUAUUCAAAGAUAUACUACUAUUUUGAGAAGAUCGACAACUGUUCACGUUCACAACUAAUUGAACUAUCAUCAAUAUACUUCCAAUUUUAUGUAACCAGAAGAUAAAAAACAAAAAGGAAACUAUUUUCUCUCAAAGGAUUGUCCAAGAAUACACAAAAUUUUCUCACUAAUAAGAAACAAGAAAUAAAUUAUUUACUGGAAGAGAAAAACAGCAGCACUCAAAAACUGUUUAAUUUUUUUCACUGUAGUCAACAAUCAAAAAUUUCCUAAUUCCUCUUCAAAAACAUUCAACUCGUGUUAAAUCUCAAUACAUUUCUGGAUACAUACGUACACACGGAGGUAUACACAAUUACACUAAACCACAUUUGUGCGUACAUAGGAAAAAUUCAGAUUGGCAGCUGACUGGAGUAAUACCAACUGUUGUCUAAUAAACGAAAAAACAACAGAAGUUGAUCAAAACUAUUGCAGUGAAUUCACCUGCUGACUUUUACAUAUUAUACAGUGAAAAAGGAUAACAAAUUUUCUUACUAUUUCCGUGUCCAAGUAUCAACGUAAUCGAUUUUAUUAAAGUGAUCAGAUUAUUACAGAUUUAACACUUAUAGUAUCAAUACUUAAUUGAUUUAUGUAUUAAUACAUAUAUACAUAAAUCUCUGACAAGACAAUUAACAGUUGUCCUUUUGUGUUAUUUGAAAAAUCCUUGGAAAAUUUUCUAUACAUUAAAAAUCACGUGGACUCAAAAUUAUGAUUGGAGAAUAUGAACAGUCACACCAUCAUUUAAACAAUACAUUUGCUAACUACAGUAAUAAUAGCAGUAGUAUAAUAGAUGAUAUAUCUACUGAAUCAUGUCAACUGUUAUCUUAUCCUACACAAGUGAUUAACAAUAAUAACAAUAAUGCAACAACGAAAAAUUCGACACAUUUCACUUCAUCUAUUAAUCAUCAUCAUAUUCCAUUAACGAGUGAACAGGUGAAUUUCAAUGUAGAAAACAACUCCGAAUACAGUCAUAACAUAUUAGGUAGUCAUACUAAUCAUUAUGGACUAUCAUCUUCUACUAGUUCACCUUAUGGAAAUUUGUCAAAUCAAUAUUCAACUAAUUCACAUUAUACAACAAAUCAGCCGCAUUAUCCUAUUGUCACAUCGAAUAAUAAUAACAAUAAUAAUGAUAAUAAUCCAUUUAGAUGUGCGAAUUCUUUUAUACCAUUAGUUAAUUCAAAUCAUCAUUUACCUUCUAUAUCACCAUCAUCAUUAUCAUCAACCUCAAUAACAACAACAACAGCGUCAGUGACAGCAACUAUAACACCAACAUCGUCAAUGACAGCAGAAACAUAUCAAACUAAUUUAUGUGAUCAAAUUGAGUUUUCACUGAAUUCUCAGUUCCUUCAACCGACAACCGAAGAAUUUAUCACAGUAUUACCAAAUGAAACUGAAUUAAUAAAAACAUCUGUAUUGCGUCAUCUGGACCACUAUUCACAGUUUGUAAAUCAAUCACCAUUUCAAACAUUAGUACAUCAGUUAGUAACCAAUACUACUACUAAUAAUAGUAAGCAUAACUAUAAUAGUACUUCAAAAUCAACAAUUGAUGAUGACUUAAUAUUAUGUCAUACAAAUAUUUUAUCUAAUCCACAUAAUAAUCAUGAAUUUUUACCAUCAUCAGUAUACCAUUAUCAACAUGUUCCCGAAAGUGAACUUGUUAAAAUAGAAACACUAGUUGACGAUGAUGAUGAUAAUGAAGAUGAUGACAGCACUUAUCUACGUCAACAUAAAGAACAUCAACAAAGACAACAAUUUCAACAACUAUUACAACCAAAUGAACAUAACACAUAUAUAGGAAACUCUCGAAAAACUACAUUCAACGAUUUGAAAUCACCUUAUCCUGAAAAUUAUGUUUCAAAUGAACAAACAAUAAUCCCAUCAUCAAUCAUAAUACCUUCGGUAACAAAUGAUGAAUUUAAUUUAUCAAAUAAUUGGACACAAGAUAAGAUAAAUACGUAUCCAGAUGAAAUAUCAUUAAUGUCACAACACCAACAUCGUCAGUCUGGUAAAUAUUUAACAUCAGCAAGCCAUUUUACAUCAACUCCAUUAUCAUCAGAAGCAAACUUUGGCAAUCGUCAAAUAGAUUAUUUGAACAAUAGCAUCUAUAAUAACCCUGAUCUGUUGCAUAAUACAACACCACAACGUUUAUUAAUUACAGAAUCUAAACAACACGUGUCAAAUAUAUCCAAAUCUUUUGAUAACAAUGACAAUAGUAGCACUACUACUAAUAAUAAUCGUAACAUGUAUUGUCUACCAGUUUCUACACAAAUCGCUGCCACUACCACUCCCACAACAAGUGAGAAUUCAGUAAGUAGUUUUAAUCAAACACAGAUUCUUUUUGAUGGAUCCUCUUCAACUUCAUCAGCUGCAUCGAGAUCAUCAAGUUCACUUGGUAAUACAUCGUCAGACAAUAAUAACAAUUCAGGAAAAAGACCUCAUUGCCUAUUAAAUGAAUUUCAGACUCAUCUACAAAGUACAACAAAUAAAAACACUUGUCAAAAGUCGGAACUUGUCAGCAACCCACCAGUAUCGUACAUAACUAAUAACAGUUUCCAUAUAACAUCGCCAUCCCAUAAUACAUCAGUAGAAAAGACUGAUAAAUAUACAAAUCCUGAUUCAAAUAAAUCAUCUAUUGACGCAGAACAAAUGAUAAGUGAGAAAACUAAAAAUGAUAGACGAAAACAAACAGAACUGUCAACAAAUAAUUUUACAACUACAUCACUUAAACGUACUAAAUCAAUGAUGCAGUCAGACUCAACAACGAUCUCAUCGAAACCUGAACGACCAAGUACACAACAACAAACAACCUCAUCAUUGCGUAAACGUGGUCGUUAUUCCCGUAUGAAACAACCGGCGAUGAGUAUAGAUAAACAUCAUUUGAUCAACACAACAAUAAAUGAAUUACAAACUUCACAGUCGACGAUGAAAACAGCAGUAAUGAAGUCAAAUAUAUGUGAUGAUACAAGUAGCAGUACAGAUGACGAAUCUGAUUCAGAUAAUGAUGAUACUGAAGAAACUAAGGAAGAACAUGUUAUUGCACCUGGUUCACAUGGACAGUGUCUACUAUGGGCAUGUAAAGCAUGCAAGAAAAAAACUAUGCAAGUUGAUCGGAGAAAAGCUGCAACAAUGCGUGAACGACGUCGUUUACGUAAAGUUAAUGAAGCAUUUGAAACAUUAAAAAAACGUACAUGUGCUAAUCCAAACCAACGUAUGCCAAAAGUGGAAAUUUUAAGAAAUGCCAUAGAUUAUAUUGAAAAUUUAGAAGAUAUGUUACAACAGAAUGGCGUUAUACCAAUGGGUAUGACACCGUUAACAUCAGCACUGAACGUAAUUACUACAUCUCAAAAUGAUGUAAACAAGAGUAGUGCACAUAACCGUAUAACUCAAUGCAACUCAUCUGUAACAACUUCCGUAAGUACUUUAAACAAUUAUCAUCAUUCUAAUGCAUCUAUAAAACAACCAAAAACAACCAUCCACAAUAAAUAUAGUAAAGAACAAAAUGAAACAUCUUCAUCAGUGACAAAUCAACCCCAUUUAUCUAAUAACAAUAGAUGCCUAUUAACUUAUACAUGUUCUCAAGACAGUCCCAAUUUGUUGAAUUUCAGAUGUGAUUUCAAUUUAGAAAAUGGAAAUAGGCAUGAUUCUACCGAUUCUCUUACAGAUUUGUCACUCGGUAGUUUACCAACAGAAUGCAGACCUGAAGAUCAACUAAAUACAAUGCCUAAUUCUAUAUGUUCCCUUAUUCCAACAACAAAGGAUUCCAAAUUAAUCGAUUUUAGUAGUAAUUAUUCACAAACAACCACGUGGAAUAUGUGUACACCAUACGAAACAUUGGACAGUUUAAAAACCGGUGAUCAGGCACAAACUAGUAAGUCAUAUAUAUAUGUAUAUCCCAGUUUUGCUUAACUCCCACAUUUAAAUUAAAAAUUUACAAGUAUUAGUUGACUAAGUGAUUACAAAUAUCUAGAAUAAUUUUCCUAUUGAUGAACUAUGAUAUUUUAAAAAAAGGAUAAGUGAAAGUAAAUGAGUUUAUGUCUGAGUUCAUGAUGCAGAAAACUGUAAUGAAAUUAUAAAAAGAAAUCUGGAUAUAGAUUGUUUAAUAAUUAUUAUAUUCUAACUAGUGAAUAGAUUCUGGAUAAGUUUUUGAAGUUCUUUUAGGAAGCUAUGACCUGUUACACCAACCAAAUCAGAAAUGAGACAGAAACUUAUACACACUGAUAAAAUCUAAUGGAAAUUGAGUUAUAUUACAAAUAGAUUGAAGUUGAGAACGUAAACUAUUGAGUCUUUAAUAUAAUUCAAACGAUAUUGUGUAACCAAGAGUUUUGGAUAUGUGCAAGAUGAAUACUGUUUAAAAUUUCGAGUGAACACUAUUGAGGAACCCCAACUUGAAACAAAAUUACUAUCUAAUAACCCAUGAUUUUUAUUGGCUUCCCGGUUGAUAAAAGUUUUUUAUGAAAAUUACCUUAACAGAAAAUAGUUAUCAUAACACUUCACAUUUCAUCGUAUUUCAAUCAAACUAUAUUAGGAUAACGAUUGGAACGAUGUCGAAAAUGAAGUUUACUUUUUCUUAUUUAAAAUCAUUUAGCGUACACUAAAAUGGAUAGGUGCAAACCAUCACUCUUAGCUCAUUGGAAACGAUUUAGAAUAGAUGUUCUGCUAUAUGUGAAGUUUCAUGUUGUUUUAAACUUUGGGUUCGAAUCUCGCUAGGCGAGGUCGUGGAUGCGCACCGUUGAGGAGUCCCACAACAGGACGAAACGGCCGUCCAGUGCUUUCAGGUUUUCCUUGGUGGUCUAGCUUCAACUGACUCACGCUUACAACUAUGAAAAAGUAUGUAUUCCAUUGCUGAAAUUUCUAAUUGGGAUGAAAUUCUAUGCCGUGAAAAAUUUAAACAAAUCAUUAUACUACACUUUAGAAGAGAUCUAAAAAUUUGGAUUUAUUGUAUAUACCUCUCUUUAAUCUGACGUCUUGUUUAACGUCCUACUAAUCAAAGCAUAAAUAAUGUUGAAAUGGACUAUGAUAAAAUAAUUUGACAUGAAGCUGACUACUGUUAAAUUGAUUAAACUUCAUUGAGAACGAGUAUUGAGUAUAUAAACAAUCUUUCUUCAUAAUAAAAACAAUCAAAAGUUUUGCCAAAAAAAAGAAAAAAAACAUUUCAAUAUGGAAACAUAACAGUAGUGAUAAGAUCAUCUGUUUUAGUUCUUAAAUGGAGAUCUUUAUUGAACCUGUCUUAAUUUAUUUGAUAUAAAUAAAUAAACACACAGGUGUAUACCUAUAUAAACGUAAAUAAUCUUAAAUCUUUACGGUAAAUUCAAUCAACCUUAUUUAAUAAAUGAUAACCAUAAUUCACCUGUUUAUAAUAUGAAAUGGUUGUCAUUUCUUUAUAUACAAUGAUCAUUAUGCAUAGGAUACACAAUCCAUUUUGAUACUGUUCAUUUUUUUUGUUUGUUUUAAGCAACACACACAUAAAUGUGCACAAAUACACGCACAUGUAUAUAAACAUACGAAUAAGUUUGGGAAAUAUUGUGGGUAAAUAAUUCGAUUUGAUAUGCACAAUAUCAACCACUAAGUAUAAAUAAAUACUAAGCAUUUAAGCAUUCGGUAAGUUAUUAGGAUAUGGAUAAAUGAUCAAGAAGCCAAUAUCUGUAUGGAUAAAUGAAUGUAUGGUAUAAUAAUAAUAAGAAGAAGAAGAAGAAGAAUACCAAAAUGAUAGAAUUGAAUCGCGAUUAUAUGUGUAAAAGUAAUCAGUACUAAGAUUCCAGUUAAUGAAAAAUCCAGAAGUUUUUAACAUCAAAUUAAUUGUUAUUCAUUGAUUAAGAUGGGUUAAAGUGGAAAGAUAAUGACUGAUCCUUAAAUGAAUAUUGAAUAAAAUUCUAAUUCCAUUAGUGAUCCAAUGAAAGAACCAUAUUUUUCCCUGUGAUGGUUUAAAAUCAUAAUUAGUUAAUUAAUAUCCAGUGGUUUUCAUAUUACUUGUCUAUCAUGACUAGUGAAUAAAACAUCAAACGAAAGUUCUACUGUUUACAUUCAAGGGUAGUUAGAAUCUUUUCGCAAUAUCAUGUGGACUGUCAGUAGGGUAAAGUAAUAAUAUUAUUAUUAGAUAAAAGUUACUACUAUUUAUUAAGGAGUGUUUUGUGGGAAGAUCUUUGUUAUAAACAUAACAGUUGCAGAGAAGUUGAAAAUCAGGAAUACUACAUAAUCGUUUCUUCCUAUGUUUGGACUAUUCAGUGAGGUUCAAAAAUGAAUUCGUACUAGACAGAACUCAUGAUCUUAAGAUUUGGGAAUAAGCAAAAUACUUUUAGACUACCGAGUCGUAAUUCAGUGACAUACAUUUUCCAAUAUCCGUUUCAUAGUUAUUUAUGUUAUUUUAAGAAAUUCAACUAGGUUGAUGGUCAAAAAUUACUUUGAAAUUUCACAUUAUGGAUUGACUACAGUAAGAAAACCAUUAAAAACUAGGAAGUACCGAAGACGUACUUCGUUUUUAUAUUGGACUCCCUAUCGGAGAUCGAUUCCAGAAUCUUCAGGCAUCACUGUGAACACGUCCAAUGGCUUAGAUUCUUAACUUGACUCAAUUCAUGAUAUUCUCCUAUCAUUGAUGAUAUUUACCUCAUGUCCCAUACUCCGACUAAACAGUUUUCUAGUUUUGAUUGUUUUUCACUGGUUGUAUAAGUCAAAUAAUUUUGUAAUGUCAAGUUCAGAAUUCAACAAUCCCCGUAAUACCCUACAAUCAGAAUAAACCAAAAUUAUCCGGGGAAGUAUUGACAACAAGGAAAUAUUCAGCCAUUAUUUUGAGAUAUUAUAACACAGAAUAUUACAAAUUUCUUAUAAGGUUACUACCCAUGAUCAUUAACAUUUUAAAAGAAAAGAAAUAUGUGUGACGUAAGUCACGUAACUAAACAGACAUAAUAUUUAGCAUUCAGUUUCAUACCACUCUGUCCAUCGCGAGCUCCCAGUAAAUAAAAAUACCUAAACUAAACAACAGUAUACUUACUACAAGACUUGAAAUUCGUAGACUGGAUUAUGUACGAGAUCAGGGUGUGUAAUACUAUGAAACUUCAAUAAAAUAUAUCUUUCAUGCCUUCUUGUCAAUAGUUAUCCAACUGAUACCAUUCCAUGGUAAAGAUGAUCUUCCGACCUAUUAUCAUCAAAACUAACUACUACAAUACAAAGGGACAUUUUAAAGUCAUUUGAGACAGAUGAAACUAGCCACUGUAUUUUUUGAAGACGCUGAAUUUCGUCAAACACUGUUUUCAUGGAAAUAGUGUUAAGUUUAAUAAGAUAAACAAUAAGACAAUCAAAAACUAAUCAUUGAACCAGAAAUAUCAUUUAAAAAUAGUUUUACUUAGUAAAAUGACUGUUCAGUGUAAUAAUCUUCAUUUAGAACUUCACCAAGCUCCUUUUUCUGUUCAUUAAACAAAUAUAAUCGCUCACUAGAGAAGCUGAAUAAUGACUAACUACGGAAUUCAGGAAACAUGUUUCGUCUAAUUUGAACUCAUUGGCUGGACGUACCAUCAUUUGUAAUGAGAUAAUAUCGAGACCAUUCGUUCGUGAUCCACCCAAGUCAGCAUAGACUUAUAAAUUGUAAUCCUUUACAAAAUAAAUAGAAAAUGCAAAACUUUACAUGUAAAAUGGCUAAUUAAGGUUUAAUUUUUCAACAACAUACACAUACAUCAAAAAGAGUAACAUGAUGGAGAAAUAAACUAAAUCAAUCAUAACAACAACAAAAAGGUUUGAAAUAGAAAUAACACGAAAGAAAACUAUGUUUAACGAUAAGCAAUAAAUAUAUAACUUAUAAAUGAAGAUAUAUAUGGGAAAUCAGUGAUUGACACAUUAAAUACGAUUAAUUUGCAUGAAUUGUAAAUUUUCUUCUAAGAUUUGAAUGUGUGAAUAUAUGAAGAAACUUAAAGCUGAUUUAGGUAGUAAAGAAAUUAGAAGAGAGGGAUAGUGGGAAAAUAGAAGGAAAAUGUUAAACUAAUCAUUUAUUUUACCGUUUUACUGGUUUUUAUAAAUAAUAAAACAGACAAUAAUUCUCAUGAAGAUGAUGUGAAUCAUCAUACUAAUUGUUAAAUUAAAUGAACCAAUUAGUUUGAUAAUUUCUAAAUUGAAAUAAUUAAAUCAACUACAACAACUUGAACACCUUGUUCAUGCCAUUUCUAAAACUAAAAGCACUCAAGUGUAUAAGUCAUCUAUAGUAUUCAAUAAUAAAUUGUAAUUUUAGGUUUUCGAAAGUGAUCGGUGUAAAACGCUAAAUAUAUGUGUUUCCUACCAUUUGUUACGGAACUGAUGCACCAUGAUAAACUACAGAUAACUCCUAAUAACAAGUACCGAUUAGCAUAAAGCCUAUGUCUAGGGUUUUCUGGAUAUAGUGGAUACAAUAUCGUGUCCCUUAGACUAGUAACUACUCUGUAAUUUAAAUUCACUUAGUGUUGUUUGUUUGAAUCUUC